AUGGACAAUCCAUCUCUUAGUCUGGUGGCCGCCGUGGAUGUUAUCGGCGGGAGCGAAUCGCAGCGUGGCAGCGCCAUCAACGGACACCUUGUCCAAGAUUGUCAUCAAAAAGCAGUCACUGAUGCCCCAGAAGAGCCUCAGAUUGCCAUUUGCGGUAUAGCACUGCGUCUCCCCGGUGGCAUCACCAACUGCGACGGUUACUGGGACCUCUUGUAUCAUGGCCUCGACGCCAAACGUCCUAUUCCUAGCAGCCGCUUCAACAUCGACGGGUUCAACGAUAGCCUUGGAGGGAAGGACUCAAUCAAGAUUAAGGAUGGGUAUUUCAUUGAAGGUGAUAUUUCGUGCCUUGACACUUCUUUCUUCUCCAUGUCGAAGAAUGAGCUUGUUGGGGUUGAUCCGCAGCAACGACUGCUCCUUGAAGUAACCCAAGAAUGUCUUGAUGAUGCAGGAGAGAUUAACUUCCGUGGAAAGCAAAUUGGUUGCUAUGUCGGUACCUUCGGAGACGAUUGGUUGAUCAUGAACGCCAAGGAGUCUCUCCAGGGAGGAGUAUAUGCUACUACUGGAGGCACAGAUGUCAUGAUGGCCAAUCGCACUUCCUACGAAUUCGACUUUCAAGGACCGAGCAUGGUCAUAAAGACAGGCUGCUCAAGCUCAGCAGUAGCGCUCCACGAAGCUUGUCGCGCCAUCCAGAGAGGCGAUGCCUCAAGUGCCAUUGUCGGAGGAGCCAAUAUGAUCAUGACACCAGCAAUGAUGACAACAAUGUCAGUAGGUGAGAUCCUGGCCCCAGAUGGAUCAUGCAAGGCCUUUGACGCUGCUGCCGAUGGGUACGCGCGCGCCGAAGCCAUAACGGCCAUCUACAUCAAGCCCUUGUCCGAUGCUCUCCGCGAUGGCAAUCCUAUAAGAGCCCUCGUUAGAGCUACGGCUGUGAACUGUGAUGGCAAGUCUAUGAGCCUUGUCACUCCAAAUGGAACCGCGCACGAAGCCUUGAUGAGACAGGCUUAUCGUGAUGUUGGGCUCGAUCCGAAGGAGACUGCAUUUGUCGAGUGCCAUGGUACCGGGACAUCUACGGGUGACCCUAUCGAGACUACAGCGGUAGGGAAGGUCUUUGGCGGGGAGAAGGGUGUUUAUAUCACCUCCGGGAAACCCAACCUUGGGCACUCGGAGGGUUCUGCCGGGCUAUCGGCUGUCAUGAAAGGUGUUCUCGCUCUAGAGCACCAGACAAUUCCACCCAACAUCAACCUCAAGAACCCCAAUCCGAAAAGUGAGUCUACUAUGCAUCAAUGGCUCAUAUUUUACCUAACUCAUGACCAAGUCCCAUUCGCCAAGUAUAACCUAAACGUUCCGCUCGAGCCAACGCCUUUCCCAUCAGAUCGACAAAAGAGAGUCAGCAUCAACUCUUUCGGAAUUGGCGGGAGCAAUGCCCAUGUUAUUCUCGAAUCAUAUUCUCCGAAAACAAAUGAAGCUUCAACCUCGGUCAACCAACAAGUAUCUGGAUCGCUGUCCUUGCUUCUCGUGUCAGCCAAUACGGAGACCUCACUGCAGCAGCAAAUCAUUAACCAUCAAGGUUGGAUAGCUAGAAACCCGGAGUACGUCACUGAUGCUAGUUAUACUCUCGCAAGACACCGUAGGCAUCUGCCCCACAGAGCUUUCAUUGUUUGUCAGGGUGGAAAGCCCAUCGAGGUCUCUAGCCCGUCCAAGAUAUCUUCUAGUUCCGUUUCUCUUGUCUAUGUCUUCAGCGGCCAAGGCGCUCAGUGGCCUGGGAUGGCCAGACAGCUUAUCGACAGCGAUGCUGCUUUUCGCAGUGAAUUGCAUGCUAUGGAUUCAGUCCUACAGAUGCUUGAAUUCCCACCGAGCUGGAACAUCAUAGAUGAGCUCCUGAAAACUGCCGAAACUUCACAAGUAAACCGGGCAGAGCUGUCACAGCCACUCUGCACGGCAAUCCAGCUGGCGCUAGUUAACAGGCUUUCCCGCUUGGGACUCUCACCUGCUGCUAUCGUUGGCCAUUCCAGUGGGGAAAUAGCCGCUGCCUACGCAGCUGGUUAUAUAUCCAUGGAAGAAGCCAUCAUAAUCGCCUACUAUCGUGGCUAUGUGACAACAAAGCAGACCCUCCAUGGGGCCAUGGCGGCUGUUGGGAUGGGAGUACAAGGUAUUUCCGAGUUCUUGACUGAUGGUGUUGUCGUGGCUUGCGAGAAUAGUCCGGAAAGCACUACCAUUUCUGGAGACGCAGACCGAGUUGCUCAAGUAGUUGAAGCCAUUAAAGUGGCUGAUCCUGACAUGUUUGCUCGUCUGCUCAAGGUUGACAUGGCCUACCACUCACAACAUAUGUUGUCUUUGAGUACUGAGUACCAGGGUCUUCUGGAGUCUGAGCUUCCGAAACACGUGGGGACUAUCUCAUCUACCAAGAUUGAUAUGUUCUCCUUUGUCACCACCGAGUUGGUAGAUACGUCUCUUCAUAAUCCAUCCUAUUGGGUCCAGAACCUCGUAUCGCCGGUCCGAUUCUCCACGGCAGUAUCAAACUUGCUCGAAGCCAAGCAAUCCUCUGUCUUCCUCGAAGUCGGACCUCACUCUGCCUUGGCCGGUCCUCUAAAGCAGAUUUGUGCAAUCUCAUCCAGGCCAUUUCAAUACAUCUCUUCCCAAUCCCGUACUAAAGACUCCGAAGCUGUCUUUCUCAAUGCUGUUGGGAAACUCUACCAGCACGGCAUUCCUCUCGACCUAGCUCCGCUAUUCCCCAACUCAAAGGCCAUUUCAGGCUUGCCAACCUACCCAUGGGACCACAGCGAAAAUUACUGGUCCGAGAGUCGCAUAUCCAAGGCCUGGAGGUCCCGCCAGUAUCCCCAGCACUGCCUUCUAGGCUCCCGCAUCUUUGAGGUAUCAGAGCUAGAGCCUCAAUGGCGAAACGUUCUGAGUCUUGAGGAUGUUCCCUGGCUUAUGGAUCAUAAGCUUAACCAGGAUGUCGUUUUUCCGUUCUCAGGGUACGUCGCGAUGGCUGGUGAAGCCAUCAGACAGGUUACUCACUGUCUUCUUGGCGCGGCCUAUCGCUUGCGACAUGUCGUUGCUCAUCGAGCGCUUUUGCUUUCAGACGCUGUUGAAGUCUCGACUAGCCUACGCGCUCAUCAUCUCAACGAUAAUGAAGACUCUUCAUGGUAUAUAUUCACUAUAUCUUCAUAUGAUGGCUCGGGCUGGACCAAGCACUGUACAGGACGUGUCAGCAUUCUUGACAAAGUCCGAGUUACGGACUGGACCCCAGAGGUCCUCUCGCGACAGGUUGAUUGUACGCGUAUAUAUAACCAGCUUGCCUACACGGGCUUCGUCUAUGGCCCUGAGUUUCGUGGUCUGUUGGACGCUACCACGUCUCCCUUGGAGGAUCUAGCCCACGGUCGCAUAGCGAACAAGACUGCUCAUGCCAGUUCUCCAUUCACUUUGCAUCCUGUAACGAUAGAUACUGGUCUUCACUUGCUCCUUGUAUCUCAAGCUAGAGGCCUGGCUAGAAACGUCGUCGAACUAGCUGUACCGACCGUCAUUGAAGAAAUUGAGGUCAGCGCAGGUACGGAUGUGAUGAAAGGUAGAGCAUGGAGGCUACACGGAACAGAACCGAGUGUUGAGCUCAGCGCUGAUGGGAAAGUCUCGUUUUAUGCGUCAGGUAUACAGUUGAGAGCUCUAGGAGACGACGUCACCUUGGAUGAACUCGACGUUCACGCAGCUUCAAGACUGAACUGGCUUCCGCACUUUGACUUCAUGGACCUAUCAACCCUCUUCACUCCGCCAGUUAUUAACAGAGAGGAAUGCCAUCUACAGGAGGAGCUAACCCUUCUUUGCAUAAUUGAAACCUUCGAGAAGGUCAAAUCUCUUGAGCCGUGCCAGCCUCACUUGACCAAGUUUCGACGCUGGCUCCAGAAGCAGCUUGGCCUUAUUGCAUCGGGGAAUAGCAAACUUGUUAAUGAGUCGCAGAAGCUCCUCAAUGCUACUCAGGAGUCUAGGCUCUCCAGGAUCGACGGAAUCACUCAGUUGCUCUUCGAACUGCCGCAAAAAGCGGUCGCGCUGGGAAUACGACGCCUCUGUGAUAACAUGGAAUACAUAUUCACGGGUAAAGCAACAACUAUCGAGAUACUUCUCAAGGACAACCUCUUGGCGGACAUUUACAGCCUUACGACUUUCGAUUACUCUAAGUUUCUGCGCGUUCUAUCACAUACUCGGCCUACUCUCAAGAUUCUCGAAGUCGGAGCUGGCACCGGAGGCACCACUGAGACUAUUCUCCGUGGCCUGUCGCAGAUACGACAUCUCCCAGGUUACUCAGUCUAUACUUAUACUGACGUUUCCGCUGGAUUCUUUCCUGCGGCCAAGGAUCGUUUCUCCAAUGCCCCCAACAUGGAGUUCAAAGUAUUGGACGUUUCCCAGGAUCCCCUGGAACAAGGGUUUCAGAGCGAAACUUAUGAUCUUAUCGUGGCAGCCAACGUUUUGCACGCUACGCCAUCGCUUCAUGUGACAUUGAGUAAUAUCCGGACAUUGCUCAAAUCUGAUGGCAUGCUUGCCAUGACAGAAUUAUGCACAGAGUCUCGUGUAACCACCUACACUGUCGGCACGUUUUCUGGAUGGUGGCUGGGAGAACAGGACGAUCGACCAGAUCAACCUUACGUCUCUGUAGCCCGAUGGGAUCAAGAGCUAAAGAGUGCUGGGUAUAGCGGCGUUGAUGUGGCUGUAUAUGAUGAUGAAGAGCCGUAUCGAAGUUGUGCUGUGAUAGUGGCUACUAAAGAACCUGUUUUGGCCAUGAACCCUACGUCUGUUACUUUGUUGACUGACUCCCCUGAGAGUUACCCAGCUACCCAGAUCUCAGCCGCCCUGGAAGCAAGGGGGUAUAAGAUUACGCUGCACAAAAUCGACAAUGAGCUUCCUCAAGAUCAUGAUAUCGUCUCUUGCCUAGACCUGGAAGCGGCUUUCUUUGAAGAUAUAUCUCAAGAGAGGUUCAUCAAAUUCCAGAAGUUCACAGAGUCCCUCAGCUCAAACAGAAUUCUAUGGCUCAUGCCUCCGACUCAGUUUGGAUGCCAGAAUCCGAGAUCGGCUCAAACACUGGGCGUUGCUCGCACGCUUCGAUCCGAAUUAGGGCUGAGCUUUUAUACGCUUGAGAUUGAUCUUGAUACCAACCGUCUCGACACUCUGGUUGCCGAUGUUUUUGAGAAGGUUUUACAGGAUCGAGAUAGCGAGAAUCUUGAGUCGGACAAGGAAUACAUCGUACAUGGCGAUGCGAUCUGUGUUGGGAGGUAUCAACCUAUCAAUAUUGCUGAGACAUCAUUGGACAAGGCCCAUCGUGGCGAAUAUAUGGAGGCCUUGCGAGUUGACAAGCCUGGAUCUCUCGAUACAAUGAACUGGGUCGCCUCUGCACUACCAGAGACGCUGAAGGCUGACAUGGUCGAGGUCAAAGUUCACUCCGCUGGUCUCAACUUCCAUGAUGUGGUAGAGGCCCUGGGCCUAAUCCCCUCUCAAGCUCCACAUGUCUUACCAGGCUUAGAAGUAUCUGGCACCAUCAGACGCCUUGGUAGUGCAGUGACAGGUCUUUCCGUCGGAGAUCGCGUCAUGAGUCUGUGUUACAACGGUGGCCUAUCUACGCACUUCACAGCCAGGCAUCACUACAUACACAGGAUUCCCGAUAGCAUGAGCUUUGAAGAAGCUGCUUCCAUGCAGUGUUGCUUUUCCACAGUCAUAUACGCCUUGCUUGAUGUGGGAAAGAUGCGCAAAGGAACCAGCGUGUUGAUCCAUUCUGCUUGUGGUGGCGUCGGGCUUGUAGCUAUUCAGGUCGUACAGAUGAUGGAGGGUGAGAUAUAUGCCACGGUUGGAAACAAGGAGAAGAGAGAACAUCUUGUCAAGGAAUACGGUAUCUCGCGAGAACGAGUCUUCAAUUCCCGUGAUGCCUCGUUCCUGGAUGGUGUGAUGCGGCAAACGGCCGGGAGAGGCGUCGACCUAGUUCUGAACUCACUUAGUGGCGAACUUCUCAACGCUUCUUGGAAGUGCGUUACUAAGUCCGGUACUCUCCUUGAGCUUGGAAAACGCGAUAUGGCUUCAUGCGGUCAACUUGAUAUGAGCAGAUUUUUAGACAACAGGUCUUACUGCGGUAUUGAUAUGCACUACUUGGUAGGAUGGCGGCCUGAUCUUGUCAGGGAUAUCAUGGAAAGAACCCUUGACUUCUUCAGACAAGGAAAGCUCAAACCUCUGAGACCUGUCACCUCUUUUGCUGCGAGUGAUGCUAGAAAGGCGUUUCGCUUCCUUCAAGAUGGUCAACACAUGGGGAAGGUUGUACUUGAAAUGCCAGCAGAUCCAUCGAACCUAGAUGCCAAGGUAACUGCUCAUAGCAUUUGCUUCGACCCCCAGGCUUCUUACCUUCUUGUUGGCGGUUUGGGGGGUCUUGGUAAAGCCUUGGCAGUUUGGCUUGUGGAACGUGGGGCCAAACACCUGAUAUUUCUCUCCAGGAGUGGUAUCGCAGAGAGCAAGUUCUCUACAGAACUUGAAGCCAUGGGGUGCAUUAUCGCCACUGUUAAGGGAAGUGUCAACAAUCUGGGAGAUGUCGAAGAUGCCAUUAAAAAGGCUUCCUACCCCAUCAAAGGUGUCUUUCAUCUUGCCAUGGUACAAAGGGAUUCUCCUUUCCUGGAUAUGAGGUGGACAGAUUGGAAGGAUGCAAGCGAGCCCAAAGUCAAUGGCACCUGGAAUCUUCACCGAGCGCUUCAUGGCCAGCCACUUGAUCAUUUCUGGCUAGCGAGCUCCAUAGUCACGGUUGCUGAUCAGCCAGGCCAGGGCAACUACAAAGCCGGAUGCACAUUCAUCGAAUCAUUCUGCCAAUACAGACACUCUCUCGGUCUUCCAGCAUCUGUGCUCUCAAUAUGUGGUGUCGAAGACAUCGGAUACUUGGCAGAAAACCCAUCAGCACUUCGCAGCACUAAACUCCAGGGCCUCCAUAUUGUGAGAGAAAAGGAGUUCCUUGAAAGUGUAGAGGCUUCACUGUUUACCUCAGCACCAAGAGAUCGGAGCUCUGCCAGCCAUAGUUUCGAGAAUUUCCCGUCAAGCGAGAUGUCACCAUGGAAUCACAAUGGUCAUAUUAUUAUGGGCUUGAGAUCUCACCUUCACCUCGAUGAUCCUAAGAAUCCCACCAAUUGGCGUCGUGAUCGUCGAAUGGGCGCAUAUCACAACCUUCCAACAGGAGACAAAGCCGACACGCGAGGCGAAAGGAGUCAACUCAAAGAUUUUCUAGAGAGCGUCAGUGGAGGUGCCGUUGAGAUACUGGUAAAGGAAGAGUCGAUCGACUUUUUAUCUAUCGAGAUUGGUAGAAAGGUUAACGAUUUUCUUCUCAGGCCAGAUGGACCUGUUGAUCCCAACCUCAGACUAUCUGAGAUGGGCCUCGAUUCACUCACUGCGAUUGAGUUACGGCGGUGGUUCAGUCAAGUAUUUGGUUUACAAUACCUCACUCAAUUGAGCGUCAGAAGUCUUCUUGCAUCAUAUCCUGAGAGAGCCACAUCCCGUGCUGCGUAA
Molecule: messenger RNA, 7512 nt
Organism: Fusarium subglutinans
Lineage: Eukaryota; Fungi; Ascomycota; Sordariomycetes; Hypocreales; Nectriaceae
Product: polyketide synthase
Exons: 9
Coding region: 1-7512 (2503 amino acids)
Biological process (GO): fatty acid biosynthetic process; secondary metabolite biosynthetic process
Molecular function (GO): oxidoreductase activity; fatty acid synthase activity; phosphopantetheine binding
Source: RefSeq, a predicted model, not a curated record